AUGUCAACCGCUCUUGCCAACGACUUUGUCGGCGGCUUCCUCCAGCACGCUGCCGACGUCAAGGACACACUCGGUGAGACUGCUCACAUCAAGUCGAUUGCGCUCGCUGUCGGGUUCCUGUCCACGUUCGCCUCCAAGUCCUUCUUGGUGUUCAUCUGGGCGUGCUUCUUCAAGCCGUUCACUUCCUCAAAGGUGCACGAGGAUCACCAGAACAACCUGGAGACGUUCUACAAGACCCAGGCCAAGUUCUACGACACGACCCGUGAGAUCCUGCUGCAGGGACGCGACGAAGCCUUGAAGCUGGCAUUCUCGCACGCUAAGGCAAACUCGUCUCGAGGCAAAAAGCUGGUGUGGAUCGAUAUUGGUGGCGGUACCGGGCUCAACAUCGAGAAGAUGGACAAGAGAGUCGCCAAGCUGAGUGAGAACUUCACCGCCGUCUACCUUGUUGACCUGUCGACUUCCUUGUGUGAAGUUGCUAGGGAAAGAGUUGCUAAGCAAGGUUGGACCAACGUUCACAUCAUCUGUGGCGAUGCUUGUACCUUUGAAAUCCCAGAAGAGCAUGCAGACCUGAUCACAUUCUCUUACUCCUUGUCUAUGAUCCCGCUGUACCAUUCUGCUGUUGACCAUGCUGAGAAGUUACUCAACCCUGACUCAGGGAUCAUCUGCUCCGUUGACUUUGGUGUUCAGUCUGAGUCGAAUUCCAUUGGAAGAACCAACACGCUUGGAGGUAUGGUGAACCGUCACGUUCCUUGGAUUUUCAGAACUUUCUGGAGAAUCUGGUUCGAGUGUGACAAGGUGUUCUUGGAUCCUUCAAGAAGAGAGUACCUGGAGUACAAGUUUGGAACUGUCAAGUCCGUCAAUUGUUACAACCGUACUCUGGGUAAGAUUCCUUACUAUAUCUGGUUGGGUGUUAACAAGCAAGAAGAUUACCAGUUGGUUUAUAGAUUCAACUGCUUGGCAACCGAAUCUCCCUAUUUGGCACCUGUUGACCCAAAGAAGAACCAACCAGCAGGCAACGAGGACACUCCAGUCUCAAAGGCUCUUGAAGCUGCUCUUGAUAAUGCCAAAAAGGGUCUUCCAUACCCUUCUUUGUUCUACCAAAGACAGGCUUGGAGAGUCUACUACGAUGAACUCUCUGAUGACUAUGAGUGUUUCAAGAAUCAGUACAUUUACGCCUUCACCUGGGAAGAUCCAAGAGAAGAUGCAGCCUUGCUCAACUUGACUUCAAGAGAUACGGUUUUGGCCAUCACAUCUGCCGGUGAUAACAUCCUGUCCUAUGCCACUUUACCAGAUCCACCAAAGAGAAUCCAUGGUGUUGACUUAAACCCAUGUCAGGGCCACUUGGUUGAGCUGAAACUUGCAGCUUUAACAACGUUGGGACAUGAUGACAUGUGGAAGUUGUUUGGUGAAGGAAAGAUUGAAAACUUUGAGGAGAUUUUGAUCACCAAGCUGGCUCCACACAUGUCUUCAAAUGCCUUGCAAUACUGGUUAGCCAAAGGUCCAAAGGCCUUUGAUCCAUCAGGGAAGGGUCUUUACGAUACCGGCUCCACUAGAUGGGCUUUAAGAUUGGCUAGAUUUGUCUUUGCCAUUUCGGGAUUGUCCAAGAAGGUUUCAGAGCUUUGUAAGGCCAAGACACUGAACGAGCAGAGGGAGAUCUGGAAGGAGUCCAUCCGUCCAGUCCUGCUUAGCACCUUGGUGGGUAAGUUGCUUGUUGGUAAUAAGGUCUUCUUAUGGAAAGCGUUGGGUGUUCCAUCCAACCAGGCAGCCAUGAUGGGCGAUAUCUUGCAGUAUGUCAUCGACACCUUGGACCCAAUCAUUGGUAACUCACUGAUCUCCUCUGACAACUAUUUCUACUACUUGACAUUGACGGGUAGAUACAGACCAACCAACUGUCCAGAUUACCUGAGCAAGCAAGGUUUCAAAGUCUUGUCCAGAAAGCAGAACUCGCCAUUGGAAGGAAUCAGACUCCACACAGACUAUUUGAACAACGUGCUGCGUAGAUUGUCCAAAAAGACCAUAUCCGUGGCUGUUAUCAUGGACCACAUGGACUGGUUCGACCCAGAAGGCGAUGAUGUCAACGAUGAGAUCGAUGCCCUCCACGGGGCCCUGUGCGAGGGAGGCCGUGUUAUGCUGAGAACAGCCUCCAAGAAGCCAUGGUAUAUCAACAACUUCGAGCAGCGUGGAUUCAAGUGCGAGGCUGCAGCCACAAGAUACUCUGGCCAGAUGAUUGAUCGUGUCAACAUGUACGCAUCAACCUGGAUUUGCACCAAGAAGCCUGCCUUCACCGAUAGAAAGAUGAGUACCAUCGAGUUGGACAAGUUCUAA
This is a messenger RNA of Williopsis jadinii, 2325 nucleotides long. RefSeq names its product class I SAM-dependent methyltransferase. The transcript has 2 exons. The record is from RefSeq and is a predicted model, not a curated record. Bases 1 to 2325 code for a protein of 774 amino acids. NCBI's taxonomy places the organism in Eukaryota, Fungi, Ascomycota, Saccharomycetes, Phaffomycetales, Wickerhamomycetaceae.